AGGGCGAACGGACCCGAUACCAUAACCUACCACAAUAUUGUACUUACUAAGUAUGUAAAUAAGGAAAUGGUCAGCUGAUGUAUUAAUUAAUGUAUACGACUGCAACCAAACGAAGAGGUUGUUGCAAUGGAGCUGCCUUUAAUCUCAUCAAUUCAACGUGUUCAAGUUUAUGAGACAAAAGCGCGUUACUACAUUAUUGGGUCCAACAGUACAGAGACGACGUUCAGAGUUCUCAAGAUUGACAGACAGGAGCCAAAGGAUCUCGUGAUUCAAGAUGACAAGCAUGUAUACAAUAAAGUGGACAUACGAAAGCUCCUUGAGAUGAUAGCCUCUGGAAAUGUUAAAGCUGGAAAGCAGAAGCACACAGGGGAGGGCUUCAUGAAAUAUGUGUCUGCAUACGGGAUAGUAGGAUUUGUGCGCUUUCUGGAGGGGUACUACAUGGUUCUGGUAACAAAGAGAAGCAUAGCGGCAGUCAUUGGUGGUCAUGUGACCUACAAGAUCGAGGAUACAGUGAUGCAGUACAUUCCCAACAUGCCCGCUGAUAAGUACAUGCACCCUGAUGAGCCCAGGUAUGUAAAGAUGUUCCAGAGUGUGGACCUCUCCAGUAACUUCUACUUCAGCUACAGCUAUGACUUGACUCACACUCUUCAGUACAACAUGGCUCCGUCCGUGGACCCCAAGUUUGGUGAACCCAAGCAGACGGACAAACACAAGAGCAAUGUGUAUGGAGUGAAGGUAGCACCUGAGAGAAACUAUGUGUGGAACAAGUACCUGAUAGAGCCAUACCAGGCCCAUGUACAUUCAGACUGGAUCCUUCACAUUAUCUAUGGCUUCAUAGCACAGUCUAAUAUGUACAUCUAUGGAAAGUCAGUGUACAUAACAUUGCUAGCACGACGUUCCAACCAGUUUGCAGGACCACGAUUUAUGAAGAGAGGAGCUAAUAGCCAGGGAGCGGUUGCUAACGAGGUGGAGACAGAGCAGAUUGUGCAGGACAUGUGUGUGACCCAGCUUCACAAGGGACGUAUAUCCUCAUAUGUACAGAUGAGAGGAUCCAUCCCACUGUACUGGUCCCAGGACAUCUCGAAAAUGGUUCCCAAACCAGCUAUAACUGUUGAUAAGCGUGACCCGUACUUCCACACAGCUGGGCUGCACUUCAACCGUCUUCUAUACAGAUAUGGAGCUCCUGUCAUACUGCUGAACCUUGUCAAGCGUCGUGAGAAGCGUCGCCAUGAGGGCCUGCUGUGUGACGAGUAUAAGGACUGCAAGGCCUAUCUAAACCAGUUCCUACCGCCUGACAAGCAGCUCAUUUACAUCGGCUUCGAUAUGGCGCACUACACCAAGAAGUAUGCAAAACACACCAAUGACGUGUUUGACCGUCUGGCAGGGAUAUCCAGGUUCUGUGUCAAGCAGACUGGUUUCUUUUUGCAACUGCCACAAUUGAGAAGUGGCUUCUGGGAGCAACCAGAAUAUGAUGGCGUGAAGGGAAACAAGACGGAGUCUGGGUGCAGACAGACAGGUGCUGUGCGAACCAACUGUGUGGAUUGUAUAGACAGAACCAACACGGCACAGUUUGCUGUAGGGAAGUGUGCAUUAGGAUAUCAGUUAUGUGCCCUUGGUGUUCUACCAGUCCCUGAUCUCGACUUUGAUACAGACUGUGUCACGAUGUUGGAAGAGCUGUAUGAAAACAUGGGCAACACGCUGGCCCUUCAAUAUGGAGGUUCGCUACUCGUCCACAGGAUUGAAGGAUACCGCAAGAUUGCACCAUGGAAGGCGCACUCUGUGGACAUAUUCCAGACUUUGUCUCGAUACUACAGUAACGCAUUCUCUGACCUAGAGAAGCAGCAGGCUAUGAACGUGUUUCUGGGGGUGUUUGUUGCCCAUGACAACGAGCUCAACAUCUGGGACCUGCCCACUGAUUUCUACCUUCAUAACCCCGAUGCAGCGGGCCUGAAAAUGCAUAGAAAAAGCUACACCAUGUGGUGUGAUCCUGCAAUCUUCAAUCACCUGCCUCUGCCCUUUGAAGAAGCCUGCAAGCCCUGUCAUAGCCUGAUACAGGUGUUAUCUAGAGAAGACGAGGCUGUCAAUGUGCUGUUUGAGAACUACAAGCCGUACACACUGACAGACAUCAAACGUCUCGCUCAGGACAUGGAGAAAGUCAUAAGAAACUACAGGCAUAGAAUCUACCGCAAUCCGAGUCCAUUUGAGAGGCGGGCCAGUUUUGAUGGCAAAGACAGUAGAUUUGCUGCUUUAUCCAUUGGAGGAAGUAGUUCCCAUCAUCAUCAUCAUUCUGGGAAAUUUAUGUUACAGUCAGCCAGCCAAGAACUGGGUCGCACGAUCAGUGUGAAGGACUCCACUGCUUCCACGACGUCAAACACAUCGAAAUCAUCGGAGGACAGCUCAAGCAGCGCUAGUAGCGUGGAGGGGGAUAUUGUCACCUCCAGUUGUAGUGACGAUGAAAAGUCCCACUUUAAACACCGCGUGGCCAAGGUCAGCCACCCUGAGCCUAACGUGUAUGACCUUGACCUAGCCCAGUAUGAGGAAGAUGAGUUUACACAGGAGUUGUACAAGAGGUAUGUUGACAUUGGUGCUGCUGACCAGAGUAAACUGUCGGAGAUGAAGGUGCCGCACCUCAUGGCUUCUCCUAAAAUCGAGCCUCUAGGAGAGUAUCCUGGUGACAUAUACGGUGUGGAAGAGCCAGAGGUCAGCAAGAGGUCCAUGGAUGUCUACAUCCGCUACGUGCAGUGUGGCCUGGGAGGCGCCAGUGAGCCGUCUGCUGCCAACAAGGAGAUCUAUCGCAACUACAUACGCCAGCUCUAUAUGUGAUGUACCAGAAUGGACCUACAUAGGCCAGCUCUAUAUGUAAUGUACCAGAAAGGACCUACAUAGGCCAGCUCUAUAUGUAAUGUACCAGAAAGGACCUACAUAGGCCAGCUCUAUAUGUAAUGAACCAGAAAGGACCUACAUAGGCCAGCUCUAUAUGUGAUGUACCAGAAUGGACCUACAUAGGCCAGCUCUAUAUGUAAUGUACCAGAAAGGACCUAUAUUUGAGGGCUCUAUUUUAUCUGAUGCACUACAUGUAGAGUGGACCUACAUACGCCAGCUCUAUAUCUGAGGUACCGAAAUGGACCAAGCAACUGCAUACGCCAAUUUUUUCUGUGAUGUUUCAGAAUGGACCUUUUAUUGACAGCUCUUAAUUUAAUGUACCAGAAUGGACAUAGUGUUACAAAUGACAUAGAUUAUCGAUUUUAAUUCACUCGUGAUCAUAAAAAACAUUUAUUUUCUAUGAUCACUCGUGAAUUGAAAUGGAUUAUCCACCGAUUCCAACAAAUUUUCUUUUUAUUUUAUGCCUUUUUUAACAGUUUUUAUACAUUGUUAAAGAGUUUAACUAAAGAAUUUCGCUGCGAUAAUGACGUCAUUUCGUCAAAGAAAUGACGUCAUUUCACAGUAGACAGUGAAAAUUAUCGAUAAUUUUCACUGAUAAUUUUCAUUGUUUGAACAGUGAAAUAAUCAGUUUUAAUUCACUGAUAUUUCCCUAUAAACCACCGGAAAGCAUAAAAUAAAACUCAAUAAUACCUGAAUGGAUCUACAUAUGCCAGCUACAAUCACAAUGGACCUAUGGGUACAUACCCCAGCUCUUUAUGUGAUGAACCAGAAUGUGUUUGUUGGAAUAUAACGACAGCUCUAUAUGUGAUGAACCAGAAUGUGUUUGUUGGAAUAUAACGACAGCUCUAUAUGUGAUUGACCUUAAAGGACUUAGUGGUGCACAUUUCAACUCUAUAUGCAAAUGUGGAUAGUUGUCAUUCACUAAGAGCAUCCAGUCUGUGUUAUGUUAUAUAUCAGGUUUUUAAGCACACCAGCAUAAAAAAGUAAGUUAUGUUUUAUAUGAUGCAUCAUUAGUAUUUACGAUAUUUGUUACAAGAAGAUUGCCUUUAUUUAUUGAACUAAUGUGAAACUAACACAAAAUAUGUGAUAUUCAAGUUUUCUCAGACAUGUCUGACAAUUUUCAUGGUGUCUUAGGGUGCAAUAAAUCAAUGCAUGUGUGCGCUAUGUAUGUGCCAUAAUUGUUGAUAUCUAAAUACUACUUUGUUGUUGACAUUGAAAUAUUGACUGUAAAUUAUAAAUUUAAAAUAAAAUGAGUGCAAAAUG
Molecule: messenger RNA, 4146 nt
Organism: Dreissena polymorpha
Lineage: Eukaryota; Metazoa; Mollusca; Bivalvia; Myida; Dreissenidae
Product: polyphosphoinositide phosphatase-like
Exons: 24
Coding region: 127-2823 (898 amino acids)
Biological process (GO): phosphatidylinositol dephosphorylation
Cellular component (GO): intracellular membrane-bounded organelle
Molecular function (GO): phosphatidylinositol-3,5-bisphosphate 5-phosphatase activity
Source: RefSeq, a predicted model, not a curated record